AAUGCAACGAGGCUUCUGAUUUCAAUAAUUUCAAAAGAAGAUGAAGUGUAUCCUGUGCCUGUGUUUACUCCUUGCUGUUCUUUGUGCUGUAACCCAUUGCCGCCAUGAAGAUAUUUGCCAUGAAGUCAACAAUAUUAAUCUGCAAGAUGGAACUGAAAAUUUAUUAACACAUAACUGUGACAAGCAAGGCUCAAACUAUGCAGAUUUUGUAUUUAGAUUUUACAAGCAGGCUGUAUCAAAGGAAGCUGAUGAAAACGUUUUCUUUUCUCCCAUGAGCAUCUCCACUGCAUUUGCCAUGCUGGCUGUUGGUGCUAAGUCAACCACCCUGUCUCAGAUUUUUGGAGGACUGGGCUUUGACGAUCUGACUGAGGCUCGCAUACAUGAAAUACAUGACAGUUUUCACAAAGUUUUAUCCAUACUGAACUGUGCUGAUGCUAAUAUCACAUUAAAUAUAGGGAAUGCCAUUUUUACAGCUACUGGGUAUGAACCACAGGAGUCAUUUUUACAAAAUAUCAAACAAUUUUAUGAUGCAGAUUUUUUUAAUAGCGAUUUCCAUAAACCAGAAGAAACUAAGAAGCAAAUCAAUAAAUAUAUAGAGGAGAAAACCAAGGGGAAAAUUCCUGAAUUAGUUGGUCAUCUUGAACCAAGUACUGUACUAGUUCUAACUAACUACAUUUAUUUUAAAGCUGCCUGGGAAAAGUCUUUUGAUCCUUUGCGUACAUAUGAGGAUGAUUUUUUUGUGAACACAAAUGCAUCUGUUAGAGUCAACAUGAUGCAGCAUGACAAUACCACUAACAGUUACUACGACCAGGAUCUCUCCUGCGAGGUGAUAGAGCUGCCUUACCAGGGCACUGCACGAGCAUUGCUCAUUCUGCCUGAUGAUGGAAAGAUGAAGCAAGUGGAAGAUGCUCUCUCCAAGGAAACUCUUUGUAAAUGGAAUAACAAACUUAUGCCCAGGAGAUUAAAUCUGCAGUUACCGAAGUUUUCUAUUAGUGGGUCUUAUGAUGUUAAAAGCCUGUUUGAGAAAAUGGGCAUUACUGAAGUGUUCUCAGGUAAUGCUGAUCUGUCUGGAAUUAGUGGCAGCCAUAAUCUCCAGGUUUCACAAGCAAUUCACAAGGCCCUGCUGGAAGUUGAUGAGGCUGGAUCUGAAGCUGCAGGAGCCACUGCUGCAAUCUCUACCAGACUUCUGUAUCCUUCUGUUACCAUCAAAUUCAACAAGCCCUUCCUUAUUUUGAUCUCUGACAAGCUAACUGGCACUACACUUUUCAUGGGGAAAAUUGUUGAUCCUACUAAAAAGUAAUUGCUGAGUUAUUUGGCGUAUUGGUGUUGGGCACGAGUUGUAAUGGGUACAGUGUUCGCAUUCAUGGGCUAGUUAGUGCUACUAACUGCUCUCUGAUUGAGGGAUAUUCAGAAGUAAAUGAGGAAUUCCUCGUCAAAUUAAUAAGCAAAAAAUUAUUAAAAAAAUCUCAUCAAGUAACGCUUUUUAAAUGUAACAUUUUCCCCAGUUGAGUAAUUAUAUUGGGUUUGCAUGGCAAGGUUUUGGUAGCAGGUGGGGCUACAGGAGUGGCUUCUCUGAGAAGCUGGUAGAAGCUUCCCUCACGUCCAACAGAGCCAAGGCCAGCCGGCUCCAGGACGGAGUUGGCACUGGCCAAUGCCAAGCCCAUCAGAGAUGAUAGUAAUGCUUCUGUAAUAACAUAUUUAAGAAGGGAAAAAAAGCUAUUUUGCAGAAGUAAUUGCAGCCAGAGAAGAGCAGAGUGAGAAUAAGUGAAAGAAACAGCCCUGCAGACACCCAGGUCAGCGCAGAAUGAGAGGGAGGAGGUGAUCCAGGUGCCAGAGCAGAGAUUCCCCUGCAGCCCAUGGUGAAAAACCUGGUGAGGCAGCUGUGCCUACGCAACCCCUGGAGGGAUGCAGCGAUCCAUCUGCAGUCUGUGUAGGAGGUGGAUGUCCAAAGGAGACUGUGAUACAUGGGAAACCCACACUGGAGCAGGUUCCUGGCAGGAUCUGUCAAUCCAUGGAGAGAGGAACUCAUGCUAGAGCAGGUUUCCUGGCAGGACUUGUGACCCUGUGGGGGACCUAGGAUGGAACAGCCUGUUCCUGAAGGACUGCACCCCAUGGAAGGGACCCAUCCUGUAGCAAUUCAUGAAGAACUGUAGUCCAUGGAAAGGACUCACACUGGAGAAGUUUGUGGAGGACUAUUACCUAUGGGAGGGACCCCAUACUGGAACAGGGGUAGGACUCCCUGAGGAGGGAGCAGCAGCAGAAACAGCAUGUGAUGAACUGAUCAUAACUCCCAUUCCCUGUCUCCUUGCACUGCUGUGGGGGAGAAGGUAGUGCCUGGGCAGGAGGGAUGGGUAGGGGGAAGGUGUUUUUAAGAUUUGUUUUACUUCUCAUUAUCCUGCUGUGUUUUUGAUUGCUAAUAAAUUAAUUUAAUUUCCACAAGUGAAGUCUGCAGAGGUCAAUAACGCUAAGACGAUCCCAGCGGAGGCAAGAAGCUGGAAUGCUUUAUUGGACUUACAAGUUCUUAUUUAAAGGCUUUAGGGUCUACAUAUUCAAUGGGGGGUUUACAUAUUCAUCAGGGGCCAGAACUAUUACAAUUAGGGACUUUAUAGGGAUGAGGUAAAGGGGAAAUCCUAAAUUACCAACUUUUGGGUCUUAGCACUUACAUCAUAGGGGAAAACCCAUCUUAUCUUAGGGGGAUUACAUGGGGGGAGCAGAUAACACAAAGGGAGAGAUAAAACACAGAAGUUUUUCUGCACAGGUAUGAUGAGAUCAGGGCAUGGUUUCUCCAAGCUUGGGCAGGACAUUCCAAACCCAUGACAUCAAUAGAUCCUUGUCUGGACUCUAAAUGGAGGUUUUUUCCCAGUCUCUGUCAGCCCAAGGCUUUUGUUUAAACCUAGUAGUUUUCUUUUUCUCAUAUCCAAAAAUUUGGAAUCCAACACAAGUCUGUUUUGCCUUUGACAGUAAUC
Messenger RNA from Pipra filicauda (Wire-tailed manakin), 2966 nucleotides. Its product is annotated as serine protease inhibitor 2.1-like. Gene Ontology annotation, molecular function: serine-type endopeptidase inhibitor activity. The coding region runs from base 41 to 1300 and encodes 419 amino acids. Lineage: Eukaryota; Metazoa; Chordata; Aves; Passeriformes; Pipridae. The transcript has 5 exons. Gene Ontology annotation, biological process: negative regulation of endopeptidase activity. The record is from RefSeq and is a predicted model, not a curated record.